AUGCAGUACGCACAGAUACCUUAUAAUGAUUGGAUAGCACCAUUCAAUUAUGAACAAUACUUAUCAAAUGGUUCUUAUCGUCCUCAUCAUCUCUCAUCAGAUGCAAGUAGUCAUACUGAUGGUAGCUCAGCAUAUGGAAGUUCGACGAGUUAUCUCUAUGAUAUCGUUCCACCGCCGACAGGUCGCACCUCGCCUGACUUACAAUCGAAUUAUGAAGUGUAUUAUGCGAAGAAGAAGAAAAGAAGCAACAACCAAGUAACGGAAGACACGAAUAGUUUACACAAAAAAGAAAAACGAAACUUAAAUGAUGGCUUUGAUGAUGAAAAUCAUGAUUACAUUGUGCGACCUGGUGAAGUCUGGCUGGAGCGGUACACCGUCGAUUGUUUAAUUGGUAAAGGCAGCUUUGGACAGGUUGUUAAAGCAUUUGAUCAUAUCGAUGGUGAAUACGUCGCGAUAAAGAUAAUCAAAAACAAACGACCUUUUCUUUCCCAAGCCCAGAUUGAAGUGCGCCUGUUGGAAUUAAUGAAUGACCAUGAUACUGAUAACAAUGGUUAUAUAGUGAAAUUAAAACGACAUUUCACAUUUCGUAAUCAUUUAUGUCUGGUCUUUGAAUUAUUGUCAUACAAUUUGUAUGAUUUGUUACGUAACACAAAUUUUCGUGGCGUGUCGUUGAAUUUAACACGCAAAUUUGCUUUACAAUUAUUAUCAGCAUUACUUUUUCUGUCCCAACCUGAACUAAAUGUCCUUCAUUGUGAUCUGAAACCUGAAAAUAUUCUUCUGGUGAAUCCCAAACGGUCAGCAAUAAAAAUUGUGGAUUUCGGUAGUUCAUGUCAAAUUGGUCAACGGCUUUACCAAUAUAUUCAAAGUCGUUUCUAUCGUUCACCGGAAGUAUUACUUGGUAUUCCAUAUGAUAUGGCUAUUGAUAUGUGGAGUCUCGGCUGUAUUCUUGUGGAAAUGCAUACGGGUGAACCGCUAUUUAGUGGCACAAAUGAAUAUGAUCAAAUGAUGAAAAUUGUUGAAGUACUGGGCGUACCGCCGACACACAUCCUCGAACAAGGAACAAAAACGAAACGAUUUUUUGAACGUUUACCAGAUAAUUCAUGGGUACCACGAAAGAAUAAGGAAAGAAGAUAUCGCGCUCCGGGCACUCGAAAAUUACAGGAUAUAUUGGGUGUUGAAGUCGGUGGACCAGGUGGUCGUCGUGCAGGCGAGCCUAAUCAUUCCACAUCAGAUUAUAUAAAGUUCAAAGAACUUGUUCAGCAAAUGUUAGAAUACGAUCCUAAACGACGUAUUUUACCGUUCAAUGCACUACAAGCCAGUUUUUUCAAGCGCACAUACGAAGAUUCCACAGCGAUGAAUCAUACAUCAACAGCGUCGUCAACAGCAACGGGAAAUGUUCUUUUGACCAACUCGAUCAAUAAUGGCACAACUAAUGUGAAUAGUUUGCUGCAGCAAAAUAACUCUCUGAGCACCAACUUAACUGCAUCGGUCAAUCUCAAUUCGAAUGGUUCACCUAACCUCGAUCCGAACCGUAACUAUCUCUAUCACGGGAACUUUGACGCCGGAAGAUCGAUGAAUAUAUUCAAUCCUCUUCGCUAUCGUCAAGAUUCGUAUCGACAUAUCAUUGAAACAGUUCCAUCGACCAAUCAACCAUCACGUGCCAAUCAGCAGUAUCCACCACCGAAUCUGUGGCAACCAAAUGAUUCCACAUCACAACAGCAACAAAUUUUCAUGUCUGGCAUUCAAAGACCAUUUCCAGGCUUAGCACCAUCAAUUCAUCAAACACCAUCUUCAACGAUAUCAACCUUAACACAAAUAGCCAAUCCAAAUCCAGUUACGAUUCCAUCAUCAGCAGCAUCCUAUCUAACCAAUUAUUCCAACGUGAAUCCAACCAACACGAACACUUAUCUCGAUGAACAGAAUAACAUCACACGUCAUUUUCCAAAUUUAGACUCGAAUAUCACAUCUGUUGAUUUGGGUGUGCCAACACAAUUUCAAACAGCAAAUAACUCUACCAACAGCUAUUAUCCAUCUCAGCGAACACAUACAUCACCUUCUUCGGCAGCAUCAUUUCCACAAAUCUUUGGUUAUGUUCCACCAAGUUUUUCUCAUCAUAAUCAUCAUCAUCAUCAUUUAUCAUCGAAUGUUGACGAUGCGUCAUUGCUCAUACAAAAUCCUAGUUUGACUUGA
This is a messenger RNA of Adineta ricciae, 2190 nucleotides long. NCBI's taxonomy places the organism in Eukaryota, Metazoa, Rotifera, Eurotatoria, Adinetida, Adinetidae. The record is from the annotation of a GenBank genome assembly.